Molecule: messenger RNA, 4491 nt
Organism: Cynocephalus volans (Philippine flying lemur)
Lineage: Eukaryota; Metazoa; Chordata; Mammalia; Dermoptera; Cynocephalidae
Gene: SLC9A6
Product: solute carrier family 9 member A6
Exons: 16
Coding region: 9-2114 (701 amino acids)
Biological process (GO): regulation of intracellular pH; sodium ion import across plasma membrane; proton transmembrane transport
Cellular component (GO): recycling endosome; plasma membrane
Molecular function (GO): potassium:proton antiporter activity; sodium:proton antiporter activity
Source: RefSeq, a predicted model, not a curated record
GGGAAGAUAUGGCUCUGCACUGCUGGCGGCGGGCGUCCCUCCGCCGCGGCGUCGGCGGCGGCCCCCGGGCCCGCCCGCUCAUGCGGCCCCUCUGGUUGCUCCUCGCAGUGGGAGUCUUUGGCUGGGCCGGGGCGUCGGACGACGACGGCGGAGCGGCGAGAGCCAUGGAUGAAGAGAUCGUGUCAGAGAAGCAAGCCGAGGAGAGCCACCGGCAGGACAGUGCCAGCCUGCUCAUCUUCAUCCUGCUGCUCACCCUCACCAUUCUCACGAUCUGGCUCUUCAAGCACCGUCGGGUCCGCUUCCUGCAUGAAACCGGCCUGGCUAUGAUUUAUGGUCUUCUGGUGGGCCUUGUGCUUCGGUACGGCAUUCAUGUUCCAAGUGAUGUAAAUAAUGUGACCCUGAGCUGUGAAGUGCAGUCAAGUCCAACUACGUUACUGGUAAAUGUUAGUGGAAAAUUUUAUGAGUAUACACUGAAAGGAGAGAUCAGCUCACAUGAACUUAAUAACGUUCAAGACAAUGAAAUGCUUAGAAAGGUUACUUUUGAUCCAGAAGUAUUUUUCAACAUAUUACUUCCUCCUAUCAUAUUUUAUGCAGGUUAUAGUCUAAAAAGGAGACACUUCUUUCGAAACCUUGGGUCUAUCCUAGCAUAUGCUUUUCUUGGAACAGCAAUUUCUUGUUUUGUUAUUGGGUCAAUAAUGUACGGCUGUGUAACACUGAUGAAAGUAACUGGACAGCUUGCGGGAGAUUUUUACUUUACAGAUUGCCUGCUGUUUGGUGCCAUUGUAUCGGCAACUGAUCCAGUGACUGUUCUUGCCAUAUUCCAUGAGCUUCAAGUUGAUGUUGAACUCUAUGCACUUCUUUUUGGCGAAAGUGUCCUCAAUGAUGCUGUUGCCAUAGUGCUGUCCUCCUCAAUAGUGGCAUACCAGCCAGCUGGAGACAACAGUCACACCUUUGAUGUCACAGCCAUGUUCAAGUCUAUUGGGAUCUUCCUUGGGAUCUUCAGUGGAUCUUUUGCGAUGGGUGCUGCUACUGGAGUGGUGACAGCUUUAGUGACAAAGUUCACCAAGUUACGGGAGUUCCAGUUGUUGGAGACGGGCUUGUUCUUCUUGAUGUCUUGGAGUACCUUCCUCUUGGCUGAAGCAUGGGGUUUCACGGGCGUGGUUGCAGUAUUGUUUUGUGGCAUCACUCAAGCACAUUAUACAUACAAUAAUUUGUCCACUGAGUCUCAACAUAGAACUAAACAGUUGUUUGAGCUUCUCAAUUUCUUAGCAGAGAAUUUCAUCUUCUCCUACAUGGGACUGACACUGUUCACCUUCCAGAACCAUGUCUUUAACCCAACAUUUGUAGUUGGAGCAUUUAUUGCUAUUUUCUUGGGAAGAGCUGCCAAUAUUUACCCCUUGUCCCUCUUACUUAACUUGGGUAGAAGAAGUAAGAUCGGAUCAAAUUUUCAACAUAUGAUGAUGUUUGCUGGCCUUCGUGGUGCAAUGGCUUUUGCCUUGGCCAUUCGAGACACUGCCACUUACGCACGACAAAUGAUGUUCAGCACCACACUUCUGAUUGUAUUCUUUACUGUGUGGGUAUUUGGUGGUGGCACCACUGCAAUGCUGUCGUGCUUGCAUAUAAGGGUUGGUGUUGAUUCAGACCAAGAACAUUUGGGUGUUCCUGAAAAUGAAAGGAGAACUACCAAAGCAGAGAGUGCUUGGCUCUUCCGGAUAUGGUACAACUUUGAUCAUAACUAUCUGAAACCUCUGCUGACUCAUAGCGGGCCGCCUCUCACGACAACGCUCCCUGCCUGCUGUGGCCCCAUCGCCAGGUGCCUAACCAGCCCCCAGGCUUAUGAAAACCAGGAACAAUUGAAAGAUGAUGAUUCUGAUCUUAUUCUGAAUGAUGGCGAUAUCAGUUUGACAUAUGGGGAUUCUACAGUGAACACGGAAUCGGCAACAUCCAGUGCCCCUAGGAGAUUUAUGGGCAACAGUUCUGAAGAUGCCUUGGAUCGGGAGCUUGGAUUUGGGGACCACGAAUUGGUCAUUCGUGGAACACGCCUGGUUCUUCCUAUGGAUGAUUCUGAACCCGCAUUAAAUUUGUUGGAUAACACAAGACACAGUCCAGCCUAAGCUUAUUAAUACUCACUUAGUGAUUUGUAAAAUUUGCACAUGUGAUUGUGAAGAAAUUUGUACUACCUAAAAAGUCCCAGUGCAUGUCUCUGAAUGUGUAAGCUAUAUAAAUGCUAUUUAUAUGGCAUAGAAAGAAUAUAAAUAUCCUGUACAAGGCAGAUUGUGAACAAACUAUUCUUUUAAGUUUUACUGGCUGCACUAUAUAGACUGGAUCUGUUUUAGAAGGUUACUUUCACAGUGAUGUUGUGUGUUCUGUUAGCUUUAUGUGUCAGUUAAAGUAUAAAAAGUAGUGGAUUUACUCUUUCUUAUAUUUACCUGACACUUAACCAGAGUACCAAGUCCUUGUGAUGUGAAUUAAUUUUGUGUGUGUGGUGGGGGAGGGAGAGAGAAGUGGAAGUCUUAUUUCCUAGGGAACCCGGGGAGGAGAGGUUCCUUUGUUGGGAAACUUUUGUUGAUCGCUGCUGCCUUUGUCUGUCAUGACCUUUUUCUUUCCCUUUUCUCUGGUGGCCUGUUGUGGUGCAGGGAGCUGAUGGCAUUUUGAUUUUGUCCCAUUCAGGUUGGGGAGUGAAGUGUGGGGGCCCUUUUCCUCCCUUGCUGUGAAAGAACAGAUUCAUUGACUACAGUACACUGCCAUUCAGAAAAGAAGCCUACAAGUGAUUUCCAAGACCACCUUUUCUUCUAGACCAAGGUCAUAGAAGGAGUCGCAUCCGGCCAGCUUAGCCAAAGUACAGGUGUAUCUAGUUCAGGGCAGUUGAUUUAGAUUUGAAGGGGGCUGGGGCAGGCACAGAAGGGGCAGAGGACAAGAGGGGAGUAAAGAGAAUGGUGGUUUCAGAGAUCUCUCUUCCCCCAAUAUGUAAAUAUUCUAUACCAGAUAAGUUUAAAUGAGAAAUUUAAUUGCUGCUUAAUUUUUGAUUAUGUACUUUAUCUGUAUAGCAAGCUUUGUCAUCAGAAGUUUUUAUAUCGAUUUAAAUUGCUGCUCUUUAGCAGCCAAACAGGAGCAAAAUGUAAAAUUUUUUAACUUACUGUGUCUAAUUGUCAUUUGUUAGUCUUUAGUUGAUGUUAAAAGUUAAUUUAUGAAUCCAUGCUUGUUCUACAUUGCACCAAAGGCAGUCAUAAGAGAAAUAUAAUGCUGUGAAGCAUUUUUUGUAAGGUGGCUCCUUUGUGUGCAACGGGUGUAGUUGUCUUCAUUUUCAUGUUACUUUUUUAAAUAUUAAAUACCUAAGCUGCCAUGUGUGAUUUUUGUUUUGUUUUGUUUUGUUUUGUUACGGUUUUCAAGGAAGAGCACAGAAAAAUGUCCCAUUUCAUAUUCAUGCUGAAAAUACCUAAAGGUGCAUUGAACGCUUGGAAGGGGAAUACUUUUUGAUGUUGAUUCUGACCUGUUAAUGAUUCAGGAGAAAAAUAUAAACUUUUGUGGAUUUCUCCCACCUCAGGUCUGAGUAGCAUUGCCUUAAAUCUUAUCCAAUUAGAAAAUUGAGUUAUUUGCAUGAUGUUCAAAUGUUCCCAUGAAAAAUAUCCUUCCAAACAAAAUGCACUUAUUCUCCAAAAGAUGUCUGUGCUAUCGCAAACACUCCUUGAGAGUUUAAGGGAAUCCUAACAUUGGACUUUUUAGUGGCAGCUUUGACUGUUGGCAUAGCCAUUUGUUACGUAGUGGUAGCGACUUUCCUGCUAUGCAGGAAUCCCUCCCGUGAAGUGUACGUUUUAUAUGAUAUGUGCCUCUUCAUGCAGUAAAUAAUUUCUUGUCAAUGUAUGUUUGAGGGGCUUUGAACGUCAGCAUCACUUACCCAUGAAGUUAUUCAAGUCGUAAAAGGUUAUACAGUAAUUUAACAGCUACCUUUUUUAUUCUGUCAGGUUACUGAGCUCAGUUUAUGUAAAUACUUAGCAUGACAAAUUCAGUAACUCGUCUGUUUCGGCAUGCGUAAGACUUUUCAUUAGGGAAACUGAUAAAGCUUGAGUCAACUAAAUCUGCUUUCAUCCUUUAUCAAAGGGGAACCAAGCCUCCUGUGCUUACAUCAGCAUCUGGAAGAUUUUCCUCUCCUCUAAUCUAUGUGUACAUCUUCAAGCAAAGAAGAGAGAAAAACUUUGCUCAGACGCCUAUCGGUUUUAGACACCUGAAUGAACUUUGAUGGAGUACAGUCUGAGGUACCAUCAUGCACACGUAGAACUGCUCUUGGACUUGUUUUUCUGUUGUUUGUGGAACCUACACGUUUGAAUGACUUGAACGUUGCAUCUUUUAAAGUUAUUUUUUAAGGGUUCUUGGCAUUUAUCCUAGUUGUCUGUGUUUGGCAGUGUGCUGUUAAAGUAAUAGACUUUUAAUCUUUAUGUAUUUUUUGUUUUCCCUUGGAGUACUUGGACAGAUGUUAUAGUGGUUUCUUUUAGG